AAAGAGGAGGAGGAGGAGGAGGCGGAGGAGGAGAGGAGCCGGCACGGCCCAGGCCUGCAGCCCGUGAGGAAGAGCCCCCCGGGGGCGGGCCGCGCCGGCAUGCGGCUCCCCGGCCGGCUCGCCCUGCUCCGCAGCACGCCCCUGGCUGCCCGGCCGCCAGGGAGGCUCCGAACGGGGCGGGCGGCGGCGCGGCGCGGCUUCUCCCGCGGGCGGCUCGGCGGCACCAUGGCAGAGGAGGCCAAGAAGCGGGCCGCCUUCGCCGCCGUGGACAAGCACGUCCAGAACAAUCAAGUUCUUGGGAUCGGGAGCGGAUCUACGAUUGUACACGCGGUGCAACGAUUAGCUGAGCGAGUUAAGGAGGAGAACCUGACAAUUGUCUGCAUCCCUACAUCCUUUCAGGCCCGUCAGCUGAUCCUGCAGAAUGGCUUACCACUGAGUGACUUGGACCGAAAUCCAGAGCUUGAUGUUGCCAUUGAUGGAGCAGACGAGGUGGAUUCUGACCUCAACCUUAUCAAAGGUGGCGGUGGCUGCUUGACACAGGAGAAGAUAGUUGCAGGAUUUGCAAAGUGCUUCAUUGUUAUUGCUGAUUACAGGAAAAAAUCUGACAGCCUCGGGGAGCAGUGGAAGAAGGGAGUUCCAAUCGAGGUCAUCCCCAUGGCUUAUGUCCCUGUCACCAGGGCCCUGACCAAGAAAUUCGGCGGUGUCGUGGAGCUGCGGAUGGCUGUUAACAAAGCAGGCCCUGUGGUGACCGACAACGGGAACUUCAUCCUGGACUGGAAGUUUGACAAGGUCCACGAGUGGCGUGAAGUGAACACCGCUAUAAAGAUGAUACCAGGCGUGGUGGAGACGGGGCUGUUCAUCGACAUGGCACAGGUGGUGUAUUUUGGGAUGGAGGACGGCUCUGUCAGCCUCAGGGAGAGGCAGCCCUGCUGACAGGGCCCUGCCAUGGGCACUCGGCCAUCCUGACUGUGCCAACCCCGACGUUUUGCCUUAAGGAGCGGCGGCUGUCGCAGGAGACCCGCGGGAGCGCCCAUCGCAGCCCGCUGGCGUGAUACUGAAUGUCUUCUUUUUUUAAACAAACAAACAAACCACGUGAACAAAGAAACAAACAGAAAAUAGAUUCUAUUUAUAUAUAUAUAUAUUUUUACUUUACAGGAAUGUCGUCUUUUUUUAAUGAGUCGUUUCAACGAAUUGCUUUAACGUUUUUAUUUUCUUUUCUAAGAAAUACUUACCAAAACAUUACUCCCUGGUUUUGUGUUUGGAGGGUUGUUGUUUUUUUUUUUCUUUUUUUUUCAAAGAGAACUUGAACCCUUCUGGUUGCUCAUAGUGCUUAAUGAUGGAAGUCAGAAAUACAAUCCUAAUGCAUCAUUCCUAACUAUCCUGGCUGGGAGGGUGAUGUAUGUAACAGGAGCACAUCCAGUUGGGACCUGCUGAUGCCUUAUUUGGAACCUUUUUGGUUCAGUAUUUUAUGCCUUUUAUUUUUCUAUACCACUGUUUUUUAAUAGUUCAGGAUGUCUGGUUGUCCUCUGUGCACCAUGACAAUUCUCUGAGCCUAGGGUGGUUCUACAUCUCCCUUUCUGGGACAUUAAUAAGGGCCUUUUCUGGGCUUCUGAAUGGAGGAGACAUUCAUCCUUUGAGCCAAACUCUGCUCUUAUUUAAUUCAGUACCUCUGAUUAAAGUCUGUCCUGUAGCUGGAGAUGUUUGGGACUUCGUCCUUGUAGACCAAGAGCAGAACUGGGUGCUUGAUGAAGUUUACAGGAGCAUAUUUUAGCAGCUUAGGGCAGUAUGGAAUAGUGUUCAGUGGCAAAUAAUUUGGUUUGGAAUAAAGGUUAAUCAUCCCCCCUCACGGCUGGUUGAUUUGUGGAAGGAUAGAGCAGAACACACAGGAAAGUGGAGUCUUCCUGCCUAAAUUUUCCACGUGUAGCAGGAGAGAGACACUCGUUCAAAAUCUCAUUUUUGGUGUAUAGGUGCUUUGCAUGGUUCUGAUGUCGAAAUGCAAGCCCUCUCUGUGUUUUAGACACUGAAAUAAAGAGCUGUUAUACAAGA
Molecule: messenger RNA, 2046 nt
Organism: Prinia subflava (tawny-flanked prinia)
Lineage: Eukaryota; Metazoa; Chordata; Aves; Passeriformes; Cisticolidae
Gene: RPIA
Product: ribose 5-phosphate isomerase A
Exons: 9
Coding region: 100-933 (277 amino acids)
Biological process (GO): D-ribose metabolic process; pentose-phosphate shunt, non-oxidative branch
Cellular component (GO): intracellular membrane-bounded organelle
Molecular function (GO): ribose-5-phosphate isomerase activity
Source: RefSeq, a predicted model, not a curated record